UCUCUCAAUGAAAACAUGGCAGAGAUUGAGGGCAUGUUAGCUGGUAUAGAAAGCCCCAAUAAACGGGCUAAAAUGGAUAGUGGACUGUCAUCUACAAAUUUCGACGAAUCUAAGUUUGCCCGCUACUAUAGGACUGACGCGGUGUCUUCCGCGAAUGUUUCAGAAUCACCAACAGUUGUGUCAAACGAUGCUGCCGCAGCGUAUUUCUCCUUCCCAUAUACCUACACUACAGCCAACUCUCUAUCGACCUACACAGCCUCAACACAGAACGAAAACAUUCCUGCCUUCUCUUACGGCUCUUCAUAUGUAUACGACUAUACCUCAAUCAAUGGUCUCUCUUCAGACUACCCAAAUGGCACAGUUUUCUCACCAACAACUUUAUCUUCAGUCACAUCUUCGUCCAGUCAUUUUCCUCUCUCGACAAACAACAACAACAUCGCCCAUCACAAUACGCCACCUUCACGAGUUAUUCAUUGUCGAGCAGUCGCAGACGGGUGUAAAGAAACAGAUCUUAUACAAGUCUUACAACCCUUUGGAAAGAUAACAUAUGUUACAUUAUUACCUAAGAUAAGACAAGCUUUAGUAGAAUUCGAGACUUUAGAAGCAGCCAUUGCUGUUGUAACUUAUUCUCAGACAAAUCCUCUCACGGUACUUGGCAGACAAAUGUUCGUUAACUACUCCAAGAGUCAGGAGAUCAAGAGGGACAAGGUCAUGAAUGGAGACAGCUCUAGUCCAAGUGCUGAAGCUAGUAAUAUACUGCUACUCACUAUCAUUAACCCUCUUCACCCCAUUAACGUAAAAAUCUUACAUAAAAUUUGCAGCAAUAGUGGAAAAGUCCUGCGGAUUGUCAUCUUUCACAAGAAUGGUCUUCAAGCCUUAGUAGAGUUUGACACCGUUGAAUCAGCCCAGAGAGCGCUGGCGCGUCUAAAUGGGCAAGACAUUUACGCUGGUUGUUGUACUCUAAAAAUUGACUAUUCAAAGAAAGCGAAAAAAUUGAACGUGUUUAAAAACGAUGAAGAGACAUGGGAUUAUACUGGUGCACUUAACGGAACAACAGGAAUCCCAAGCAAAACGUCUCUCCUAGGUACAGGACUAUUGUCAGCAAUAUCAGGAACCGACAGCGCUGAUCCAGUGGUGCCCAGUCCACCACCCAGCACCAUCAAUGGAAAUCUAAGUUCUGUGAACAAUUCGAUACCACUGCCAACUGACGUCAUAGCACGAGCUGCCGCUUUCCCCACCGUACAAAGUAUUCUAGCUAAGGUUGCUUCUCUCCAGGGCAGUAAAAGUCCAACCAACUCUUCACCCAGUCCUCCAAGCUUAUCCGCGGACAGCUCCCCAAAGCUGGGCAUUCUCGGCACAUCCCCUUUCCAGUUCUCUCAGCCGGGUCUUCUGGGAGCAUUGCCCGGGUUAAGCCAAACACAGCCACAGCUUUCAAAUGGUGUUCAUACAUCAAGUCUUGGUACCCAGGCCCUCAGUUCUAGUGAAUGGAGCAGAACGGUCGGAAGAGCCUGGGCUAGUUUAGACAGCGCUACGGCACAACCAGCCAGCGGUAAUUCAACACAAGUGACUGCCCAAGUUCUAAGCACAUCUGGUGGAACAGGCUGUGUGUUGAUGGUAUAUGGACUUAACCACGAGAAAAUGAACUGUGAGAGAAUCUUUAACUUGUUCUGUCUCUAUGGCAACGUCAUCAAGGUAAAGUUCCUGACUAACAAACCCGGUGCGUGCAUGGUUCAAAUGUCUGAUAAAAUUGCCUCCGAGAUGGUCAUCAGGAACCUGAGUGGUUCAGUCAUCUUUGAAAGCAAGAUCAACAUCAUGUUCUCCAAACAUCCAUUUAUUGCCGAUUCUUCAGUAGUGACAGCCCUACCUGAUGGAUCACCUUCUGCCAUGAACUUUUCCGAUAACAGGAAUAACCGGUUUAAGUAUUUACCUGAGGGACAAAGUCUUAAGAACCGAUACCAGCCACCAACGAGAAUGCUGCAUUUCUUUAAUGCACCUCCUAACUGCACUGUGGAUCACUUGAGAGACGUGUUUGUCAAGGCUGGCGCAUUGGCGCCGUUAAAGGGAACAUUCUUUUCCAAAGCCAAUACCAAGUCGUCUGCUGGGCUAUUAGAAAUGGCCGAUAUCCGUUCAGCUAUGGAAGCUUUGAUCCUUACAAACCAUUAUACUAUGAACUCACCAGGCGGUGGUUCGUUCACCUUGAAGCUUGCAUUUUCUCCGAGCUCCUCUAUCUCACCAACCGCUCCCACAGUAGCUCCCGCGGUGGCUGCAGCAGCGGUUGCCGCCACAAGUUUAAGUACCAAUCCCUUAGGCCCCAUUGGUUCGCCAAUGCACUUGCACAACCCAGGAGGCAGCCCUAAUGGAGUCCUUAGCAACGGAGUGAUGGAUAUGAAUAAUGAGAUGGAACAUCACCUAAGCAGUCCUGAGAAUCAAGGCCAUAGUCCAUAACAGGUUCAACAGGCUCAACAGGAUCAACAGGAUUCUUCCAGCUUCAUGUACCGGUAAACAAUCGUCCUACGCGCGCCUGGUCGAUACUACCAGUAGAUUAUAAUCAAUUGAAUCAAAUUAUAACUUCCAGUCGUAGUUUAUAAAAUGAACUAUUCUUAACGCAAAUGCGUUAACUCAACGCUCGGAUCAAGCGUUUAGUCAUUCGUUAGUCGUAAAUGAGCAUUCUAUAUCCCGUCGGUCUAAACCGUGCUGUUUUCGAGGUCCUCAGAGUUUUCCUCUCGGGGAAUUAAUGAGUUGGGCUGCCAGUCAAAACACGGCGCGUCCGACAUAAAAUGAAACUAGAAGUAUUCCGUAUUGUUUGGCGUUCCCUCUCUUCAUAUAUUUAAUACCAUUCCCUGCAAUGCCCGAGGGAGAGAGGGGUAAAUUUCCUCCAGAACCUCAGCCGGGGAAGAGUAGACAGGUCUACUUAAAGGAAGAGACGUCCGAGCAGUGCGUAAUAGAUUCGACAGAUCAUUAGAGUGACUUACAUACGUUCGUGCUAAGAAUUCGAAAAGAAUUCAAGUAUUCAAUAAACAGCUCCUAGAUUAGUUUAUUGAACUCGACGAAUAUCAAACCAAGAGUAUUAACAUUGUAGCUUAUUUUAGAAUAACUUUAUCAGGCAUGCCCAAGGCGCUACAAAAUAAUAGAUACAAAAAAUGUUUUCAAUGAUUCUUUAUUAAUUUAGAACUUUAAUAUAGUACAAUAUGAUAAUUCAAUACAUUUUGAUGCUGUUUUAUUCCAUUCCAACAUUUUCAAGUAGUAUAGUAAGCCCAAUACUCGAAGGUAGCCAGGCCUGAAUGCGAGGACGAGGCUCUUGCUUAAAGGCGUGGCUACUAUUCAAGAUGGCGUCGCUAUCUAUUUCAAGAGAUCAGAAGUGGGAUCGAGGUGGCCUGGACUUUAGUUUCGUCCCAUUAGCUCAUCGUAAUGUUUUUUUGCAUCAUUAUUAUUUGAGGGCAGCCAUUUUGGAUUUUCUCGACAGAGGAAUUGAAAUCUGCCGAGAAUCUCGUAAUAGACCUCGGAUUUUUUUUGCAUUGUAUCCGACGUGCUGCAGCUUAAAUGCAGUAAAAACAUAUUCCUUCUUCAUGUUCGCGUCAUAAAUCAUUCAUGUACACAUCGCAAUACGCCAUUCGAAUUCGUUUUGGCGGGGCAUAACUUUAUAAAAAUUAAACGUAAAAAUUUACUUAAGGCGGAAUAUAUCUAAACUAAAACAAAGCUGAAUCCAAAACCGACGGAAAUCAUAAUAUUAGUAAUAAUACUAAUAAUGAGUAUUUGGGUCUUUCGCUAGUCCAAAAACUCAUCUUAGAUUCCUGAUUUUUUCCGAGCUUCGCCAAGACUUCGACAGAAUAUUAUCCAUCUUUUAGUUAUCCACGUUCCUAAACGCAUCCAUGACGUCACGAACAGGUACCUUCGAUCCCACAUGGUCUAUCACAACAGCAUAUUGAUUACUAACAAUCAACCCAAUCUCUAUAAGUAAGAGAGACACGUAUAAUUCAAUUCAGAUGUCUUUACACAGAUAAAUAUUCCAAAAUAACAAGGAAUUUAAAGAAUUUCAGAGUUUAUAUUCGAUGUAUUAAUUAAAUAAGCGGACUAUCCGUGAUAAUUCCAAAUUAUAGUUUACUAAAAUUGAAAUAUUCAAGCAAUACAUUUUCAGAUAUUCCAAUUACUUUCCUCGCUCACUAUAAUUAGUGAGUUCAAUGGUGGAAAUUUCCAAUAUUCUUUUAUUGUCGUACUUAGACAACUAUGUAGAACGAGAUCACAAGAAGGGUCGUAAAAAUCGCAUUCGUUUGUCCUUCAUCAGUUCUAUUCUCUUCCAGCUCGACAUUUAUCUCGUAAAUCAGAGAGUUUAAAAAUAAUUUUAUUCGGUGAAUAUGCGCUGGCAUAGUUUUAAGGUCCUAAGUUUUUCACGUUGGUUUUUGGUAACUGUUUGGGUGGAGUUUGCAUGCAUGAGUGGGUUACGUGUUAAAUCAAGAUAGAUGGAUGGUUAAACAAACAAAAAACUACUUAAAUACUAAAAUCAAUAGGAAGAGAAAUUUAUGUUCAAGGUAGUUUAAGAUCUCGUAAGAUUUACCUCCGAGGGCAAAGGAAGACUGGUGACGAACUCCACCAGCAUGGAACUGUGGGAACGAAUUUAGGAGCAACGACUUCGCGUAGUGAGUCUUAGAUUCGAUUUCACCAUAGUUCCUUUUCACUCUUCCACUUGUCAAAUAGUUUGAAUUUCAGUAAAUGGAAUUACUAUAUUGUGCCCAAAUUUUGCCUAUUCAACGUGUUGAGAGCAAGCGAGCUGUUUUUGUCGAGUUUCAACCGUACAAUUUCAAUAAGUCAGAUAAAAAAGAAAAGAAAAUAUAAUUUUGUCAUUUUUGCAGAGUUUAAUAUAAAUUUUGUUUAGCGCAUUUAUUCGCAUAUAUUUUGUAGUUCAGCCUUCGUAAAUCUAAAUGUACUAAAUAUUGAUAGAAGUGAUGCUCCGAGCAAAUGAUUCACUCGUAAUUUCUUAGUUGUUUAAGACCGUUAUGGUAUUAGAUAUAUUCGUAUAACAGCCUUUUCUGCUGGACGCCAAAUGCAACUGCAAAAUCCGUAGGGACUGGGGCUGAUAGAUGUAUGACGUCAUUACUCGCCCUAGUUUCCUUACGAACCAGUUGUCAAAAAAAGUGAUUUAAGUCAACGUACGAACACUAACUUUCAAAAGUUUCUUUGCUCACCCUACACUUCAUGCUACAGUUUCUAUACUGAAAUUGCUUUUGCCCCAAAUAUUUCUACCUUACCUUUUGCCGUAAGACUUUGGUUGCAGUAGAAAAGGCUAGGUAUUCACGCAAUUCGAUAUAGACAGACUAAAUAUUAUCAAAAAGUUAGAUUGUGAUAAGCAUCGUUUUUACAAACAACGUUACGUUUAGUAACUCGAGUAAGCUCGUAUGAAGCCAGUAUUAUACUGGGGUAUUGCCUGCCAUAAACAUAACUCAUUAUCAAGUGUUACCUUAACAAUUUCUUAGAAAACAUUUUCCUCUAAAGAGAAGAAAUCCAUUAUAUCACGACCCCAUCAUGCCGUGCGGCUCUUUUCAAAAUGGCGGAAUUUCGUGACGAUUUGCACCUUAUUAAAAACCUUUCCUUGAUAUGAGUUGUGAUUUGAACGUGUAAUGCCUCAAAAAAUAUUAACAGUCUUAACUUUGCUACAGCAUUCGCUUUAAAAUUUAUUAUUAUUAUUAUUAUUACUAUAACUUCUCGUAUUGAUAAGAUUAAUCGUACUAUUAUUAUUAUUAUGGUUAUUGAUAUUAUUACAAAUAUUCUAUUGUUUUAUCUAUUGUACACUAAGCUAGUGCAUACCACGUUCAUGACGUCAUAAAUGAGUAUAUUAAGGAUAUAAUAACAGUAAAAGUUCUGUUAAGAACAGGAUAUACAGUUCACGUACCAAUACACGACGACAUUAACUUUUUUAACAUUCAUUUUCAUUCACAUGCUUUUCUAAAGAUGCUUGUCAGUUUGGUCAUGACAGGGAUCGAGAAACGCCUCCAAGCCUAUUGCUUGGUUAUUAGCUGUCACGUGUUUCCAAGCGUAAGCUUUUAUUGGCUUUAAUCUAUCACAUUACUAUAAUAAGAUUCAUUGGCUGUUCAUAUCAUAUGUCACCUUGUUGGUAACCUAAUAUGGCUACAAAGCAUCUUAUUGGUUGUUGACGUCAUGUGACUAAGAAAUGUUCAAUUAUUGAUUCACUGAAACGUUAUCGCCAUGAGACAUUUCUAUAUUUGUUCCAGUUUUUGAUUGGCUGCAUAUUGUUGUGGCCAAUUUUCCUUGUCACAGAAUUCGUCUUGAUUGGCUGUUCAAUGUCACAUUUACACGAGACGCAGUGAUUGGCAUGCAAACGCGUUUUCUCUUUCCUUGUCAUGUUAACCAGUAUCUAUUUAACUUAAGGUUGUGUAUAUUAUUAGUAUCUAUUAGUUAUUACUCGUACCCAUACCUCUCACUCUUCCCCAAAGCAGUUUAUCGAUUCCAUCACUAGAUAACGUAAUAUUUAAAAAAAUAUUUUUGAAAAAGUUGAAUUAAAAUCUAAAGACUUAUGAGAAAAAAAAGUUCAGACUCUGAAACUUUGAAAGGAAUUGAAUGAGAUUGUCAUGUCCAGUUUCUUCUCUCCUACUAAAGGCUGUGUUGUCUCGGGAGCCUGGGACCAACUCCCCUCCUUGACAAUGCCAUGCCCAGUGAGAAACGAAACUGGCCUCAUAAUGAUUCAUUAUCAAGAAAGUGAAACAUGGUAUGGGUGCAUAGUCAAAUGUUCUAUUUUUUUAUGUUCUUUCUUAACCAGUGUUUACCGUCGUCUGUCGUUAUAAAUUGCUGCACACACAUAGACGAAGGCAUCAGUCUCUACUUCAAAACCUAUUUUCCUUUUAUUUUGAUUAUGAUUUCUUUAUCUUUUGUUAUUCUAUUUUUGGUUUUUGCUCAUUAAACUUUUAAUUCAAAUACUUAAGUAUUAUUGAGCUGACGUUCGAUCCUUUAAAUUUCAUUCUGCAAGAAAUGAUACCGAGAUAUAUGUAGACAUCGAGCUUGUUUCGCAUGUCUUAAGAUGUUAUCCAAACAUCUUUGUUUCUCGUGUACCGCCUGGUCAGCGCGCUGUAAUUUUAAGACGGGCGAGAAAAAUGCCAGCAUUGUAGCUCGGGUCGCUUUUACAAGACGAGCUUCAUCUCUGGGCUUUGGUUUGUUGUCGUUUGUUCUCCAGCGGUUGCCAAGUUUCUGCGACCUCCACGAUUACUAUUACCAACUCAGACCAUCACAAAUUUGAAUCAAGGAAAACAGUAGUUGGAGGACAUCAUCCAACAUCUGGAGUUAUACCAGUUUUCGCAGAAACAUGACAACUGCUAGAUCUAACUCUACCAUAUACAUGACGACCUAUUUAUGAAACAGACCACAGCUCAUUAUGCGAAGUUACUUGAAUCGCUCGUUUCGGAUUUACUUAAAAUCAUCGUCAUGCACGUUCUUUCUAAAAAAAAUUUUUUUUUAUUUGCAGCAAUAGAUCAAAUUCAAAACUCGCACCGAUGUGAGGCUUAAGUUGUGAACAAAGGAAUCUGGCGUGAUUCGUGACUUUUGAAUCACGCCAGAUUACUUUGAGUCACGCCAGAUCCCUUUGUUCACAACUUAAGCCUCAUAUCGAUGCGAGUUUUGAAUUUGGUCUAUAGAUUAAUGUUUUCCAUUCGCCAUUUUGAUAAAGCCCACUAUGAAAUAUAUUUUGUCACACAUCAUCACGCUCAUCUCGAUUCAUAUAAACCUUACAUUAAUGAUCCAAUGAUCGUAGCUCUUUAAGAGUACAAUUUGAUAGAGCAGAGCAUGAAUCCCCCACACAGUCCUUCAAUGGUUGAAUUGAUAUUUUAAGGAGAUUAAAAGUAGAACA
This is a messenger RNA of Actinia tenebrosa (Australian red waratah sea anemone), 7849 nucleotides long. Its product is annotated as heterogeneous nuclear ribonucleoprotein L. Lineage: Eukaryota; Metazoa; Cnidaria; Anthozoa; Actiniaria; Actiniidae. The record is from RefSeq and is a predicted model, not a curated record. Gene Ontology annotation, molecular function: RNA binding.